Tachyglossus aculeatus (Australian echidna) is the source of this 1656-nucleotide messenger RNA. It is a transcript of the gene NOC4L, whose product is annotated as nucleolar complex associated 4 homolog. The coding region runs from base 14 to 1582 and encodes 522 amino acids. Gene Ontology annotation, cellular component: nucleolus; Noc4p-Nop14p complex; small-subunit processome. Gene Ontology annotation, biological process: ribosome biogenesis. The record is from RefSeq and is a predicted model, not a curated record. NCBI's taxonomy places the organism in Eukaryota, Metazoa, Chordata, Mammalia, Monotremata, Tachyglossidae. The transcript is spliced from 15 exons.
CAGACAGACAGACAUGGGUUCGGCCGCGGAGGGGUCGGCGGGGGCGGUGCUGUCCAGCCGGCUGAGCUCCGUCCUCGGCAGCCGCACCAACGCCAACCUCGUGUUCGACAUCCUGGACUUUCUGCAGUCGGGAAAGAUGGAUGAAGUCUCCGCCGCCAUCCAGACCUGCAGCCGGCUUUUUGAGGCCCUGCUGAAGAAGAAGGAACUGUUCGUGGGGAGCCUGCCUGGCGAGGAGGCAUUAGUGGAAGGUUCCUGCAGUGCCGUCAUCAAGUACCGCAUGUGGAUGAGACACCGCUACCGCAGCUGCUGCAACAGCCUGAGCAAGCUCCAGUCCCACCACAACUUCCAGAUCCAGGAGCUGGCUCUGUGCACCCUCAUGAAGUUUGUGCAGAUGGAGGGCACGUACCCGCUGGCCAAAGCCAAGUGGAAAAGCAACUACCUCUUCCCGCGUGAGGUCCUCAAGUGCGUCGUAGAGGGCCUGAUCCCCGUGAAGGGCGAUGGGUCCCUGCUGAUCUCCCGCUUCCAGGAAUUCCUGGAGUUCGAUGACAUACGCUACCACGUGAUGCAGAUGACCGAAGAGAUGAUAGCUAGGGUCAUGGAUAUGCACGGAGAGGAGCCUCACCCCGCGUUUCAGCAGAACACCUUCACCCUGAUCUCCGGCGUGAGCCUGCCCCGCCAGGAGAGCAAACUCAACAACUUCUACGUGAAACAGAAAAAGAUACAAGAGACCUGGAAAGUCACCCAGCUGAAGGAACACAAGAAAGUGUUUGAGAGGAUGUGGCUCAAGUUUCUCAAGUACAAGCUGCCCAGCUCCUUGUACAAGAAGGUUCUCCUCAUCAUGCACGACACCAUCCUGGCCCACAUGAGCCAACCAACUCUGAUGAUCGACUUCCUGACCAGAGCCUAUGACAUCGGAGGGGCCAUCAGCCUUCUGGCCUUGAAUGGACUCUUUGUUCUCAUCCAUCAGCACAACCUGGAAUACCCUGGCUUUUACCAGAAGCUGUACAGCCUCCUGGAUCCCUCCAUCUACCACGUCAAGUACCGUGCCCGGUUCUUCCACCUCACCGACUUGUUCCUGUCUUCAUCACAUCUGCCCGCCUACCUGGUGGCCGCGUUCACCAAGCGCCUGGCCCGCCUGGCCCUGACGGCCCCCCCCGAGGCGCUGCUCAUGGUCGUACCGUUCAUUUGCAACCUCCUGCGCCGGCACCCCGCCUGUAAGGCCCUCGUCCACCGCCCCGUGGCCACCCCCACGGAUCUGCCGUCAGCGUUGGCUGCGGAUCCGUAUGACAUGGAGGAAGAAGAUCCGGCCAAGAGCCGGGCCCUGGAGAGCUGCCUCUGGGAGCUGCAGGCCCUGCAGAAACACUACCACCCGGAUGUGGCCAGAGCAGCCAUGGUGAUCAACCGCCCCCUGGCCAGCCAGGAGGACCCCAUCUCGGAGCUCCUGGACCUGACUUCCUAUGAGAUCUUUGACCGAGACUUCAAGAAGAAAGCCACCGGCCCCGUGGCCCUGGAGUUCAUCCAGGCGAGGGGACUGUUGGGCCAGAAGAAUGACAUCUGUGCAGAGCACUUUGCACUGGAGUGAAGCGCUGAGCUGUCCCCCUCCUACCCUUUCCCCUCCGUGCUUGGGAAUAAAUCUUUUUUAUCGAGUGGCAGGAA